Molecule: messenger RNA, 935 nt
Organism: Mytilus trossulus (common blue mussel)
Lineage: Eukaryota; Metazoa; Mollusca; Bivalvia; Mytilida; Mytilidae
Exons: 1
Coding region: 18-935 (305 amino acids)
Source: RefSeq, a predicted model, not a curated record
GUUUACUAAAAAAGGAUAUGGCGUCACCAAACGUAAUCAGUGAAAAUUACCAAUUCGCCAAUAGUGAGAAUGAAGACAGCAAAUCGGUAGAACAUCAGAAAACUAACGAUUCAGACGAAAUUGUGAAGAAUCAAAAUACUAACGAAAACAUAAAAGAAGAUGAAAUAGAAAAUAAUUCAAAUUCAUCCUCGGAAGGAAAUUCAAUUCAAAAAGAGCCAUCAAUUGUUAUAGAAGUUAGGGUUCCUCAAAAUUCAAACGCUGAGUCAGAAAAUAACAAAGAAACGUCAGUGGCUAAAAUAACUAAUGGAACCGAAACCGAGGCAGAAAAAUCUGAACAAUUACCCAAGACUGAAAAGUUAAUAGACGAAAGUGACAUUGACGAAUAUGAUCCAGAUUUAUAUAUAACAGACGAAGAGAGAAAGGCAUUCGAGUACAUGUUAGAUCAGCGGCGAGAGGAGAUCACGAAACAACGUGAAACUUUUAAAAACUGGGCUGAAUCGAUAACGAGGCGACGAAUGUUUGCUUUGAGUAGACUACGUAAAAUAAAACAAUGUCAUAAGGAAAGAAUGGUAUUUUAUGAACAAAUGGAAAGUUAUAUAAAAUCAGCUGAUGACGUAAUAAAUUCAAAUGAUAGUACAGAACACAGUAAACAGACUUCUUACGAUUUUGUAAAAGAAUCAAAUAAUCACACGUUAGAAGAUUUAGUAAGAGAAAAUACCGGAUUUGUUUUGAAAAGUGAAACAAAAGGGAACGAAUUAAAUAAAAAUAGACAAAGUGAAAAAUCCGACAACGAAAAUAUAGAAAACAAUUCUACAAGUGAUGAUAAUUUAGAAGACGUUAUUUUGAAAACAUGCAGCAACGCUGAUGACGAUUCGAAGCAUAAUAUAUCAAAUAACAAUGAGAAUACUCCAAACAUUGUUCCUGUGACAGUCUAG